Molecule: messenger RNA, 433 nt
Organism: Paramuricea clavata
Lineage: Eukaryota; Metazoa; Cnidaria; Anthozoa; Malacalcyonacea; Plexauridae
Source: the annotation of a GenBank genome assembly
AUGGCCUCCGAAUACGAUGUCGAUUACCAUGUGAAACACACUUCUGACUAUCUCAAGAAACAUAAAGUGAAAGUCAAUCCGAGCAUUUCUGUGGCCCAUGAAAUUGCAUUGAAAAAACGACUGGCCAUCUAUCCUGUAAGUCGCCUUGAAUGCAAAAGUUUCAUCAUCCCCACAGGAAACCCCUCCUGAGGAAAGAUAACAUCUUCAACAGGGGCUUGUGCCGAAAGCAUUUUGUCUUUGGAAUUGUCAAAAGCGAUGUGUUUAACGGUGCCUUUAAAAAGACUCUGUACAAUUUACAACAUUUCAGCCUGUCCUCCAGUGGAAUAACGGUGAACGGAUAGGAAAUGCCAUUUUAACUCUUGCAGCUUUCCUAUGGUGCAGCACCUAAAUACAUUGAAGCACUCAGCACCCUGUUUUCUGGUACAGGAAAAAU